AUGUCAACCAGAAUUAACCUCCCAUCAUUCAACAAAUCUAAAUCUUAUGAACUAUAUAAACAAGAACUAUUAGCAUGGAGUGAAAUAACAGACCUAGAUAAAAAGAAAAGAGGAAUUGCAGUAGCACUCUCCUUACCUGAAGAUGAUGAAACUAAGAUUAGGGAAAAAGUUUUUGACCAAAUUGUUCUUGAUGAUUUGAAGAAAGAUACAGGUUUAAAUACCUUAGUAGAUUUUCUUGACAAGCAUCUGGCUAAGGAUGACCUUGCAGAUAGCUUAGAAAAAUUUGAGGAUUUCGAAGAUUAUACAAGGCCAGAAGGUCAAUCAAUCAAUGAAUAUGUUGCCUAUUUUGACAGCAAGUACAGAAAAAUUGAAAAGAAAAACAUGAAAUUGCCCUCGGAAAUCUUGGCUUUCAAAUUGUUAAGGAAAGCUAACAUAUCAAAAGAAGAAAAGAUGUUAGUCUUGACUGGGAUGAAUUAUGAAAAUAAAAUGACACUUUAUGAAGAAGCAAAACGGUCUUUGAAAAAGUUCAAGGGAGAAGGAGGUCAAGUGAAGGGUGUAGCUCAAAGUAUAAAACUUGAACCAACUUUUUUGGCUGAAAACGAGGAAGCAUUGUGGGCUGCAGGUUAUGUGAAAAGGGGUAACAGCUAUGGCUAUAAACGUGGAGGCCGCUAUAGCAGAGGUGGAGGACGUGGACAAGGAUUUCAGUCAUCUCAAAGAGGGGCAAAGAAUUUAAACCCAUCAGGACCAGAUGGGAAACUUUUAACAUGCAGAUCAUGUGGAUCCUACAGACAUCUUGUUGCAAAAUGUCCAGACAGCUGGGAAAAUCUGUCAAAAGUCCAUAUUACAGAAGAGGAAGAACAUGCUGUUUUAUUCACUGGAUACCAAAAACAAGACAUUAAACAGCUAGGAAAUGAUGCUCGUAAUUGUGCAGUAUUGGACAGUGCAUGUAGUAGUACAGUAUGUGGAAAAACAUGGCUCAACAGUUAUCUUUAUUCAUUGAAUGAAGAGGAUCGUGAAAAGGUUGUCAAUCGCAGCGGACAUAAAGUAUUCAAGUUUGGAGGAGGAACCAGGCUCAAAUCAGUUGGAGAGUAUGAUUUGCCUAUUUGUAUGGUUGGUGAGCAAGUGAAACUAAAAACUGAUGUGGUUGAUUCAGAUAUCCCUCUCUUGCUUUCAAGGUCUGCUAUGAAAAAGGCCGGAGUAAAAAUGGAUUUAGAGAAUGACACAGCAAUAAUUAUGGGAAAGGAAGUAUCACUGAAUCUUACAUCAUCAGGGCACUAUUGUAUACCCAUAGAUAAGACAGAAACAUUGAAAGUAGAAGAAGUAAAUGCUGUCAGGUUAGAUGAAUUGAAUGUAGAGAAAAGAAAAACAGCUUUACUCAAACUUCAUCGUCAAUUUGCACAUCCACCUAAAAAACGCCUUGUGGCAUUGCUAAAAGAUGCUGGGACUUGGAAAGAGGAAUAUGAUGAGGACCUAUCAGAAAUUCAAUCUAAAUGUGAUCUAUGUAAAAUGUAUGCUGUGACACCACCAAGGCCAGUAGUCUCAAUGCCUAUGGCAAAACAAUUUAACGAAAAAGUUACAAUAGAUUUGAAACAGUAUAAAGACCGUUGGAUUCUCCAUAUGAUAGACAUGUGGUCAAGAUAUACAGUGUCAGUCUUUAUAAAUAGAAAGAAACCUACUAAUGUAAUAGAGGCAUUAAUGAAAAACUGGGUAGGAAUUUUCGGAGUCAUGGGAGCUCUCAUGUCUGACAAUGGAGGUGAAUUUAGUUCUGAUGAGAUGAGGGAGGUAGCAUCUAUUUUAAAUGUUAAAGUAUGUACAACAGCUGGAAUGAGCCCAUAUCAGAAUGGACUUUGUGAACGUGUACAUGCUAUUACUGAUAUUAUGCUGAUGAAACUUGAGGCUGAAAAUAAAAAUGUAGAAUCAGGAACACUUUUAUCAUGGGCAAAUAUGGCACGGAAUUCACUGCAAAUGUGGAAUGGUUUCAGCAGUCACCAAUUAGUUUUUGGUAAAAAUCCUAAUUUGCCAAACUUAAUGCAUGCACAGCUACCAGCAUUAGAGGGAACAACUGGUAGUGAGGCAUUUGCUAAACAUUUAAAUACUUUACAUGAGACACGAAAAGCUUAUAUUCAAACUGAAGCAGACGAAAGAAUCCGCAGAGCUUUGCGCUCAAAAGUAAGAGCAGCUGAACAAGUAUAUGAGAAUGGUGACAUGGUGUUUUACAAAAGGGAAGGGAAAGAACGUUGGCUCGGACCAGGGAAAGUAGUAUUUCAAGAUGGAAAAGUUGUUUUUGUCAGACACGGUGGAGUAUUUGUUAGAGUAUCCCCAAACAGAUUAUGCAAAAUAAAUACUGAUUUGGGAGAAAAUAAAGAACAAGAUAACAUAGCGUUGAAGAAAAGUGACAUUAUUAUUAGUAAUGAAAUUAAAGAACAAACUAAUGAAGAAAAGAAAUCCUUUGACAUUAUUUCAGAAACUAUAACAAGUGCACCUCAAGAAGAUCCAUCUCAUGAAGCAACAGCUGUUAGUCAUAAUUUACAGCUUAUAAAGAAAGAUGAUAACAUUCGAUAUAAACUACAAGGCUCAGAUGAAUGGAUCAGUGCAACUGUGCUUGGAAGAGCGGGCAAAGCAACAGGAGGGAACAAAAGUUGGUAUAAUGUGAAAGAUCAUGUAAGCGAUGAACAAAAAAGUGUAGACUUGGGUAAUCUAGAAUGGAAUAUUUUAGAAGACCAGACCAAUGACAUUGAAGUUCAAACAACUGAUGAAGUGGAUCAAAAUGAUAGUGACAUUGCAAAGCAACUAGAAUUACAAAAGCUGAGACAAUUUAACACUUAUGAGGAAGUUGAAGAUGGUGGUCAAAAGACAAUUUCUACUAGAUGGGUAAUAACUAAUAAAAAUGGAGAAACUAGAGCUAGAUUAGUAGCUCGGGGUUUUGAAGAACACUCUUUCAUUCCUAAAGAUAGUCCUACAAUAGGAAAAGGAUCUAUUAGAAUAUUCCUUACAUUUGCUGCAAGCAAGAAAUGGUCAAUAAAAACUACCGACAUUAAAUCAGCAUUUCUACAAGGAAAGAAAUUAGAUCGUGAUGUCCAUAUUAAACCUCCAGUUGAAAGUGAUACACCAAAAAGGACUCAUUUGGAAACUUAA
This is a messenger RNA of Mytilus trossulus (common blue mussel), 3135 nucleotides long. RefSeq lists its product as uncharacterized. NCBI's taxonomy places the organism in Eukaryota, Metazoa, Mollusca, Bivalvia, Mytilida, Mytilidae. The record is from RefSeq and is a predicted model, not a curated record. Gene Ontology annotation, biological process: DNA integration. Gene Ontology annotation, molecular function: nucleic acid binding. The coding region runs from base 1 to 3135 and encodes 1044 amino acids. The transcript has a single exon.